AUUUAUUUUGAAAUUUACUAUUUUUGUCACUUUUUGUUUUCACAUGUGCUUCUGUUUUGUGUGAUAGAUGGUUAUUUAAUUAAAAAAUAUCAUUAUAAAUAAUAACCAAGUUCUUUUAAGAUGUUAUAAAUUCUUGAAGUUUUUUUUUAUUAUUUCUAGUAGAAGCGUAAAGAGAUGAGGGACCCAAAGAUAUUAUUGUUUAUUUUUGGACUAUUUGUACAAACAUGUUUAUCAGAAAAAGUAGAAACCCCUAAACAUGGCCAUAAUACUGAUGGAAAAGAUAAGAAGGUGUCAAAAAGAGAUUAUUAUGCACCAGAAUAUAACCACGAUAAACAUAAUUCGUAUCCGGCUUAUCGGUUCGAGUACGGCGUCCACGACCCGCAAACGGGCGACAUAAAGAAGCAGUACGAGGAGCGCGACGGCGACACGGUCCGGGGCUACUACAGUCUGAUGGAGCCGGACGGUUCGAUCCGGUUGGUCGAGUAUACGGCCGACUCGAAAAACGGUUUCCAGGCGACCGUCAAGAAGAUGGGCCAUUCGCACCACCCGAACUCGGUGACGUAUCACAUGAACGCCGCGGCCGGCCUGCACCACCAACAAGGCGACGGCGGCGGCAGCUACGCGCCCAACUACCACGGCGGCGACCACUACGAUCAUCAACAGCUGACGUUCGCGCCCGUCUACGGCAACGAUAACGGUCAUCAUUAUCAGCAGCAGCCGGCCGGCGACCACUACGGACCGCCGCCGCAGCCCACGUACGACGGCCACUACGAACCGCCGCACAACUUCGACAAUCACUAUUACCUGCAGCAGCAGAACCAGCACCAGCAGCAGCCACCGCCGCCGUCCGCUUACGACCACUACGAACCGCCGCUGGUGCCCGCGCACAACCAUUACCAGCAACCGCCGCCGUCCGGUCACAGCGACCACUACGAGCGUCCCGCGGUGCCGGCGGUGCAGGAGCCGCACUACCAACCGGUAGCGGCCGGUCCGGAGACCGUGGACUUCGAACCCGGUCCGCAACCGCUGUUCGCCGGCGGACUGCCCACCGCGCACGGCGACUACGGCAGCGCGUCGCCGGAACAAUACUACCCCUCGCAGCUGCAGUUCCCGGCCGCGUCGCGGGAGAACGUCUUCGACGAGUGGACGGCGCUCGGGGACGACGAUCACCUGCGCUCGCAUCGCGUCGACCUGGACGGUUUUCAGUUCCCGGCCGCUGUCCCGGCCCGAGGCGUGUCCGCCGAACGGCCCGAGUACCUGAGGAAGUAUUUUGAACCUGAUUACCGAGGAAACGCGGCCGCCCACGGUUCCUACGAGGACGACGGUGAUCAGUCCAAGUAGUGUCUGUAAGCGCGCGCGUGUCCGAUCUCGAGUCGACGAGUGGUUGAAUAAAAAAAAAAAAAAAUAAUAAUAAUUUAAAAAAAAAAUAACAUUUCAUACCGUACGCAUGCAUACACGUAUACACGCACCGUUUGUCAAACGCGGCGCGUCCGUUCCGUUCGAUCCGAGAAAAAAUCGGUCGAACGCCGUCGGACGCGACUAGAACUCAAAUAUUGGGGGUGCUGAAAUUGUUGAAAAUAAAAUAAUACGGUAUUUAACUGCAAUUACUAUUGAUUAUAUAGAUCUGAAAUAAAAACAGGAGUGCCACAUUUGAACUCAGAGGUGCUAAAAACCCUAUUGCGCCCCCCCCCUAGUUGCGCCUAUGUGGGUGACGGUACUCUGGCGUUCGUUUUCGAUUAACGUUUUUUCUAGUUCGAUCUCCUCCGAUCUGUUCACCGCGCUUCACGAAUACCGUAAAGUUCUUCGGAAAUUCGAUCGGUUGUCCCAAACCCGCGUAUAAACCUCGUUUUUUUUUAAUUUUUUUUUUUUUUUUUUAUAGAUGUUUCGCGUAUAUCCGUACAUACGUAGCCAUUCGGUUGUUUUCAUUAAAGUUAGAUUAGACUCGACCGCGGGUCGAUGCGUACAACUAGUUAAAAGUUAUCCGCACUAAAUCGUGUAGUACACGACCUCGAACGAUGCGAUUUUGCCGCAACGAUUAUUUAAGAUAAUUAGAAGUCGGUUUCCGUUAAGAGAUGCGAAAAAAUAACCGUUGUGGUUUCGCGGUUGUUACGAUACUGUGUAACGUGUGUAUACGUAAAGUUUUCAAUCGUCUCUAUACUUUUAUUACUCCAGUAAAACAGUGACAAAAUUAUCAGACUUGUUACAGAUCAAUACCUUUCGUUUUCUAUUAUUGGUUUCUGUACAAUAAAUAUUAUUACAUACGACGACGUUUUUUUUUUUUUGCAAUAAAUUCAUUCUUGUUUAAUACAAUUUUUUUCACAUAUACUCUUAUAAUAUUAUUAUUAACACUACGGUUUCGUACUAUAAUAUAUCAUAGUAUGUACAUUGGUAUGGUUCUGUUG
Sipha flava (yellow sugarcane aphid) is the source of this 2402-nucleotide messenger RNA. RefSeq lists its product as uncharacterized. Gene Ontology annotation, cellular component: extracellular matrix. Lineage: Eukaryota; Metazoa; Arthropoda; Insecta; Hemiptera; Aphididae. The transcript has 3 exons. Bases 175 to 1341 code for a protein of 388 amino acids. The record is from RefSeq and is a predicted model, not a curated record.